AUGUCUUUUGUAACAGAUGUCCUUUCUCCUGGAGGCGGAGUGAUGCUCCUUCCCUUUGUCCGUCUCGUCAUUGGGUGCUUACUAGUACUCAUCAUGACCAUGUUUGUGGCCGGUGUAGCACGACUUCACAUGGCCAUUCUGACGGUUCUCAGUAGUGGACUCCUGGUAUCCUUGUCCUUUUUCGAAUCAGAAUACAAGAAAGCUCGGGCUCGCGCCGAAAUGUCAUCGGGUGGUGGGGCGCCUCCUGCCGGUACUACAACAACAGGCAAAGGGAAGGAAGCCAACAAGACAGACUAACUAAUCUACCGCAUGGAGAUGUCGAUUGGUUGUGCCAAGAAUUAUUGCGUUGGUUGACCAUGGCAUUUUUCUACGAGUGAAACAUCUAAAUACUGGAAUCCCUGGCUAUCACACAAUUCACUUCCUCGGUGGUUGCUAUGAUAUCUAGCUAGCUAGGGGCUCUACAACUAAUAGUAUAUCUUUUUGUGAAGCAUUGGCUUCAUUCUUUUGCUGAAAAACUUCUACUAUUAGACAACUCUACUAGCUAGCUAUACAAAUCAGCAUAAAUAAUAGUAACUCUUCUUUUACAUAUU
This is a messenger RNA of Seminavis robusta, 590 nucleotides long. NCBI's taxonomy places the organism in Eukaryota, Bacillariophyta, Bacillariophyceae, Naviculales, Naviculaceae. The record is from the annotation of a GenBank genome assembly.